CACUUUCUGGUUUGUUUUUGGUUCUUCACUAAUCAUUUCUCCUCAUUAAUUGUUGGUUAAUUCAUUAGAAAAAUUCGUUAGAAAUAAUUUAAUCAGAGUUCAUCUUUCAACCUGACAAUGAAUAUUAUGGAAAAUAGAACUGACCUGAUCUCCAUCAAAGUGAACCGAGUUAUCAAUCGCGAUGUGAGAACAGAUCAUUUCAUGAGGCCAGAUGAAUUCGAAAGACUUUUAUUACUAGAAGAUGAUUUUGAAAGCGAAUGUAUUGGAAAACAAUUUGUCGAUAAAUGGAGACGAUUACCCAAGAACUUAUCACAAAUUUAUCUCGGUGAAACAUUUUGUUUCUCAGUCAUGGCGAUAAAUGAUUCAGUCGCUGAGCCGGUUAAGGAUGUCAAUGUUAAAAUCGAUCUGCAAUUUGCCAACGAUCGAAUGAUUAACAUCGGGCUAUUGCAAAGUCCAAUUUUAGACGGGAAACAAUCGAUUGAUGAGAUAAAAAGUUACGAAAUCAAGGAUUUGGGUUCUCAUGUGUUGAUCUUUUCCAUUUCUUAUCAAACUGAUGGGCAGGAAAUUCAUUCGUUUAGAAAGUAUUUCAAAUUCCAGGUUGAGAAACCAUUAGAUGUGAAAACCAAAUUCUACAAUGCAGAGAGUGAUGAGGUUUAUUUGGAAGCGAUUCUACAGAACCAAACAAUUUUACCGAUUUGCUUGGAACGAGUCACUUUAGAACCUUCUCAAUAUUUCAAUGUGAAAGAAAUGAACAAAGUGAUUGUCGAUGGGGAAGAGCAAUGGGUCUUUGGGAAGGUCAAUCGGUUCAAUCCUAUGGAGAGCCGACAAUAUUUAUUCUGCUUAACACCGAAACCCGAAGUCAAAUCGGACCUAAAACUUUUGAGAUCAGUUACAGUGAUCGGCAAAUUAGACAUCGUUUGGACUUCUGGGAUCGCUGUUCCAGGUCAUCUUCAGACAUCACCUCUUGAGCGAAUGGCCCCGAACUUUGUCGACAUUCGGUUAACCAUUGAAGAAAUUCCUAGUCAAAUUGAAUUACGACAUAAAUUCAAUAUAACAUUUAGAAUCACAAAUUAUUGUGAUGUCGACAUCGAACCUGCUCUUUUAUUUGAUAACAAGGAUGAUAAACAAGCGAUUCUAUGGUUGGGCGUCUCUGGACAAUUGCUCGAUAGAAUUUCACCUUUUCAAUGCUACGAUUUUACUCUAACUGCUUAUCCAAUUGACACUGGUCUUCAGGCGAUUCCAAAAGUAAAGAUCAACGAUAUUCUCUCAAAAAACAUCUACGAGUUUGAAGAUAUGGCUUAUGUUUUUGUCAAUGAUCCCCAAUUGUAAAAGUGGUUCUUAACCUCCAUUUUUCAUAAAUUAGUUUUGAUAAAAUUAACGAUUGUUUUUA
This is a messenger RNA of Panonychus citri (citrus red mite), 1390 nucleotides long. Its product is annotated as trafficking protein particle complex subunit 13-like. NCBI's taxonomy places the organism in Eukaryota, Metazoa, Arthropoda, Arachnida, Trombidiformes, Tetranychidae. The record is from RefSeq and is a predicted model, not a curated record. The transcript has 6 exons. Bases 118 to 1329 code for a protein of 403 amino acids. Gene Ontology annotation, cellular component: TRAPPIII protein complex.